UCUCUCUCUCUCUCGUUUAAAAAAAAAAACUCUCUCUCUCUUAACAGAAGAAGUGAAGAACCCAUCCUGUGCACACUAGGAAUUGCGCGAAAAGGAGAGAGAACUGAGAAGCUACAAGCAAGCAAAAUUAAUGGGUAUCAUUAAAGACGGGUCGAUUUCGGGGGUUUUACCCGGACCCGGCAGCAGCAGCAAUAGCGACAAUGUCUUCGUAGUCCACUACCCUGCUUAUCCUUCGUCCCUCCAACGCGCCGUCGAGACUCUCGGUGGCACCGAAGCCAUUGUCAAGGCUCGCAGUUCACAGUCAAACAAGUUGGAGCUCCGUUUCCGACCUGAAGAUCCUUAUUCACACCCUACUUUUGGGAAGCUUAAGCAAAGUGUCAAUUUUCUGUUAAAAAUAACAAAAGAGAAAGUUAGCGCUGCUGAAAAUACAGACACCAACAAUAGAUUAUCAAAAUGUUCUUCAGUGGCUUUGGCUAAUAUUGCACAUGCUGAGUCAAAUACUGAAUUUUCCAAAGCUUCCGAACAAGGCAAUGAAUUUAAAACUCUAUCAGCUGAUGGUAAAGAUGUUGAUGAGACGAUAGAGGAAGCUUUACAAGAGCACCUCUCUGCUGAUAUUGUUGCUCAAGUGUCUGAAGCUUACCAUUUUAAUGGAAUGGCAGAUUAUCAACAUGUUCUUGCUGUCCAUGCUGAUGUUGCUAGAAGAAAGAAGAGAAAUUGGGAUGAAGUGGAACCAAAUUUUGAGAAGAGCAGUCUUAUGGAUGUACACCAAGAGGAUCUGCUGAUUUUAGUACCACCAUUCUUCUCCCUGAAGGAUAUGUCUGAGAAUAUUAUGUUAAAACCAACUGGAAUUUUGAGCUCAAAAAAGAGGCAAGAAGGGGUUGUCCAGCAACGUUGGGAGAUGGAAAUAGAGCCGUGUCUUGCCAUUGACUUUAACAUCAAAGAUAUCCCUAAGAAAGUAAACUGGGAGAAAUACAUACCAGAAGGAACAGUUGAAUGGGUGCAUCAGACAGCUGUAUCUAAGUUUUUUGAUGAGCGUCCAGUAUGGGCAAAAGAAUCAUUGACUGAACUCUUACUUGAGAAAGGGAUAGAUUUUAGAGAAGGCAUGCUGAAAAGGCUUCUUUUUAGAGAAGCAUAUUACUUUUCUCAAGGACCAUUUCGUAGGUUGUGGAUAAGAAAAGGAUAUGAUCCUCGCAAAGACCCUGAGUCUCGCAUAUACCAGUGUGUAGAUUUUCGAGUUUCCCAGCCAUCAUUACAAAGAUACUGUGAGGCUCAAGCAGAAUCCGGAUUGAAGCUUCGAUGGAAGGAUAUAUGCUCAUUUCAAGUUUUCCCUUCUAAGUGCCAAACAUCAUUGCAGCUUAUUGAACUUGAUGACGAUUACAUUCAAGAAGAGAUCAGAAAACCCCCAAAGAAAACCACAUGCAGUUGCCAAACCGGGUGGUUCGCCUCUAAUGUGCUUAAGAGCAUCAGAUAUCGUGUUGCUAUAAGAUUUAUAUCGAUCUACCCCAAUCCUGGUGCCGAAUCUAUCCUGAAAUCUAUUUAUGCUCGCUUUGAAAAAUCAAAGAGACCAGACAUUUACACAAAGAAUGUGAGAUCUGAAGGAGAGGAAGAGGAGGAGGAAGAAGAAGAAGAAGAAGAAGAUGAUGCCGAUCAAGAAAUGGAAAACAAUGACGAUAACGAAGCUGAUGAUGGUGAAGAAGAGGAGGCCGAGGAUGACAAUGCCGAAGAGGACAAGGAUGCAUAUGAAGCACUUGACAUGGCUGGCCAUGAAGGGAAUAUAUCUUCACAACAAGAUUUAUAUACCGACCAUGACAGCAUAUCCCGAACCUACUUGCAAGAGCUUUUCGGUAAUUUUCCAUCUGGUGCAGCAGCCGGAAUGGAAGACGACCAGAGCGUUGGAGAAUACCAGAUAUAUGAACAAUACAGCGACGAGUAUUACUCAGAAGAUGAUGACUACUAAAACGCCAACCUCUGAUUGGAACAAAUUGGCCCCAACCACUGGUAUAAUUUGCUGGCCGGAGAACUCUACAGAAAUCUCUCUUUUGGCAAUCUGGAGAGGGAACAUCUAAUGUGUUUAUAUAUGUAUGGAAAUCAUUGUUUCUUUUAAUGCAUAUAAUCUUAUUAAUGCAUGCUGUCUCUGAAUAAUGUUCAUAUUUUUUAUGUUUGUCAAGUUGCACAUUAUGUUAAAAAAUAUUAUAUUGCAAUCUUUUUAGACCAAA
Ipomoea triloba (trilobed morning glory) is the source of this 2216-nucleotide messenger RNA. RefSeq names its product general transcription factor 3C polypeptide 5-like. Gene Ontology annotation, biological process: transcription initiation at RNA polymerase III promoter. NCBI's taxonomy places the organism in Eukaryota, Viridiplantae, Streptophyta, Magnoliopsida, Solanales, Convolvulaceae. The transcript is spliced from 15 exons. The record is from RefSeq and is a predicted model, not a curated record. The coding region runs from base 131 to 1957 and encodes 608 amino acids. Gene Ontology annotation, cellular component: transcription factor TFIIIC complex.